This is a messenger RNA of Nannospalax galili (Upper Galilee mountains blind mole rat), 513 nucleotides long. Its product is annotated as olfactory receptor 6C2-like. The transcript has a single exon. Lineage: Eukaryota; Metazoa; Chordata; Mammalia; Rodentia; Spalacidae. Gene Ontology annotation, cellular component: membrane. Gene Ontology annotation, biological process: G protein-coupled receptor signaling pathway. The annotation marks the transcript as partial. The record is from RefSeq and is a predicted model, not a curated record. Gene Ontology annotation, molecular function: olfactory receptor activity; G protein-coupled receptor activity.
UGUGCAAGUCAAAUAUUCUUUGUUAUUCUCUUUGGAGCAACUGAAUUUUUUCUCUUGGCAGCCAUGUCCUAUGACCGCUACGUGGCCAUCUGUAAACCCCUUCAUUAUAUGACCAUCAUGAGCCACAAGGUGUGUACGUUACUAGUCCUCUCCUGUUGGGUGUCUGGCUUAAUGAUUAUCAUCCCACCCCUUAGCUUGGGCCUCCAGCUUGACUUCUGUGAUUCCAAUGCCAUUGAUCAUUUCAGCUGUGAUGCAGGUCCCCUUCUAAAGAUCUCAUGCUCAGACACGUGGGUAAUAGAACAGAUGGUUAUACUUGUAGCUGUGUUUGCACUCAUUAUUACCCUAAUCUGUGUGUUUCUGUCCUAUACGUACAUCAUUAGAACAAUUCUGAGAUUCCCCUCAGCACAGCAAAGGAAAAAGGCCUUUUCCACCUGCUCGUCACACAUGAUUGUGGUUUCCAUCACCUACGGAAGCUGCAUCUUUAUCUACAUCAAGCCAUCAGCAAAGGAAGAG